Molecule: messenger RNA, 1451 nt
Organism: Epinephelus lanceolatus (giant grouper)
Lineage: Eukaryota; Metazoa; Chordata; Actinopteri; Perciformes; Serranidae
Gene: gng2
Product: guanine nucleotide binding protein (G protein), gamma 2
Biological process (GO): G protein-coupled receptor signaling pathway
Cellular component (GO): heterotrimeric G-protein complex
Molecular function (GO): G-protein beta-subunit binding
Source: RefSeq, a predicted model, not a curated record
GAUCUCAGCUGGAGCAGGGAGAGAGAGAAGCAUACAGAGAGAGGAGUGUGUGUGGAUGUACUCGCCUGCCUCGCUGACUGACUGACUGUGUGUGUGUGUUUGUGUGUGACAGAACGAGGGGAGGACGCGUGGAUACUACUCCACAGGACUGGAUGUGUUUAGCGUCACGGAACGAGACCACACGUACAACAAAAACAGAGAGUUGGGCGGGCGCAAAGUGCUGACUGAAGUGCAGGCAGACACCAGUGCAGAGUGCGGAGGAGUUAGCAGACAAGGCAGAGCACACGAGACCUGACUGACAGCGCCCAUGGCAAGCAAUAACACGGCCAGCAUCGCACAAGCCAGGAAGCUGGUGGAGCAGCUGAAGAUGGAGGCGAACAUCGACAGGAUAAAGGUGUCAAAAGCAGCAGCGGACCUGAUGUCAUACUGUGAAGCUCAUGCCAAAGAGGACCCUCUGUUAUCGCCCGUGCCAGCGUCAGAGAACCCGUUCAGGGAGAAGAAGUUCUUCUGUGCCAUCCUGUAAACUCGGUAUGGCCCUUCAGCAGUCUGCUCCGUGUGGGACUUUGAACGUGGACGUUCAAAAUACGUAGAAAUCUUCUAGUAGGAGGGCACGGUGAUUAUUGCCCCCCCUUUGUCGAACGGCACGUAACGAGUGCGAAAAUUAAAACCCACAGAGUUUACAUGUAACCAUUAAAGGGGUUGUGAUUGUGAUUUGUUGAGGGGUGUUGCAGCAUGUUGAAGGGGUCUGUGCUUUUAGAUGACACUAAAGGGGUGAUGAUGAUGAUGAUGAUGAUGUGUGAUGAUAACCCAGAGACGUGACGGACAACCAGUCAACCUACCAAGUCUUCAGGUUGUGAUGUGUACAAAACAAAAAAAAUAGAUAAAGUGAGAAUAAAAAUAUUUUGUGGUUCUUUUUGGGACUUCCUCUGUUAAAUGGUUUGUGGGUGGGCAGAGCAACGUAGGACAGCAAACUAAAAUACGCCUACCACUAGACGCCACCUGAUUAUUGGAAUGUUUUUUAAGUUGUUUAUGUUUAUUUCAACUUUACCUAUCACCUAGAUAUCUUUCUAUAACUGUACGUGCAACAGCUCUCUUUUGUUUUUACACCAACAGGUUAGUGAAAGCUUUUUUAAAUGGGAUGUUUGAAACAUUCGAUUCUGUGAUUCUUCUUUACCUGUCUGAAAAAUCUGAUCUCUAUGUAUCAACAUCUAUCCGGCAAAUGUGAUGCAGUUUGUCUCCUUCAGAUACAGAACCCUCUUUCUACUGUUUGUAUAAAAUAACUAGCAAGUAAACUGUGCUGUGCUGUGAGUUCUGGAUGUUUGUGUUUGUGUCAUUAACUAUUGCAUGAAACAGACAAACAGUCGUCUUUAUUUUCUUUCAUGUGCAGAUUGUGUGAAACAGGGCGGCCUCCGUCAGGAAGUGCCAAAACAUUAAAAACAAGAAUGAUUCAA